AUGGCUAUCGAGUCGCUCGUCCCCUUGGUAAAAGACCAGCCCAAUCGUGGCCUGCUCGAGUCCCUCGGUAAGAAUUCAGCGCUUCUCAUGCGCCUCGAACAGGAUUUCAGGGAUGCAUUUAGCGAAAGGCCCAUUCGUAUUAUCUCUUUCUACGAAACGGAGAAGUCGCCUACCGCAGUGAAGAUAAAUGACCGGUGGGAACUUUCUGGACCUUCGCAAGUCUUGGUUGACGUCUCAUCCGCGACAUGCGGCAGUAAAAACCAACACCCAAUCAGCCGCAGUCACUCCGAGAUGGUGAAAUAUAGCGACCAAUAUGAUGGGCUCUAUAUACGUGUUAAGACAGUUCUACGACCGCUACUGUGCAAAGUACCAGGCAUGCGUGAUGCAUUGAGUGCAGAAGCUGGAAAUAACUGUUAUACUAAGAGUUUCUCCAGCAUUAGUGCCGCAUUCAACAAGAAGCUUAGACUCGAUGAUAUUCAUUCUGCAGUAAACACUUGUGGGUGGCUCCUCAAUGAUGCGCAGUACAAGGAUUGGAUGAACAAGCCACGAGGUCUUUUCUGGAUCAAAGGGAAUCCUGGGGCCGGCAAAUCCGUCCUCAUGAAGUUUGCUGCUAUAGCAAUGGCUCACAGAAAAUAUGGAGAGCUUGUCAUAUCCUACUUCCUACACGGUCGAGGAACGCUUUUGCAAAAGACGCCAUUGGGUGUUUUCCGCGCACUGUUAAACAGCAUGCUCAAAUCAUUCCCAACUUACCUCUCUGAGCUCACUGUCAGGUUCGAGGAUCGCGAGAAACGAUUUGGGUCCUAUGAGGAAGGUAGAUGGACCUGGACGGAAAAAGAGCUCCAAGAACUUUUGUUCCGAGUUCUUACAAAAGGGACGAAGGCCCAUCCCGUUGUCAUUUUUGUCGACGCGCUUGACGAGGCUGGCAAAGAUGCUGCGAGAAGCUUGCUGGCGUACUUCAGAGAUAUGAUGAAAGAUAUUGAGCGCGAGGAAGGACUGGUAAAGAUAUGUGUUUCUUCUAGACACUAUCCUAUCCUUGGCCACGACAUCUUCCCAAGUAUUUCCGUGGAAGAGCGAAAUGAUCAGGACAUUCGAUUGGCCAUUCGAGAUAAGCUCGAAAACGUGCAACCAGACACAAAGCGCCAGCAAAUUGAAAAGGAGAUCUUGCUAAAAGCUCAAGGAGGAUUUCAAUGGGCCGUCUUGGUUUGCGACAUGGUGAUUGAGGAGAACGACAAUGGCACCAAGGCGGAGAAGCUGCAGGAAAAGCUCCUCGCUAUACCUGAAGCUCUUGAUGAACUAUACUCAGACAUUCUGGGUGGUCUUCCAGAGACCGAAAGGCAUCAGACUGUCAAGUUGUUCCAGUGGGUCUUAUUCGCAGCGCGGCCGUUGUCUGCGCAAGGUCUUCGGGAUGCACUUUCUAUUGAUAAGGACACGCAGCGCAAUACUGAAAUUAGAAAGCACCCAAGUUGGUCCGACACUCUGCCUGAGUUUGAGAAGCAUGUCCGACACAUUUCGGGGGGACUGAUUGAAUUCAAAACACGCGAUAUUUGUGACAAAUAUUACCCUGACGAAGCCGACAAGGAAGCUCAUUUGAUCCACCAAUCCGUUGCUGAGUAUUUGCUGGAGAAUUUCCUCCGCCAUGUUGAACAUGACCAGAAUAGGCUUCAAUCUCCAAUCGCAGCUGGCCAUUUUCAAAUAUCGAGGUCCUGUCUCAGAUAUUUGACGUUAGAAGAUGUGCUAGAAGAAGCUCAGCUGUGGCCCGCCAAAGUCUGGACAAGGUUCCCACUGGUCCCAUACGCUGUGCGGUUCCUGUUCCACCAUAUUCAGAUAGUGGAAGAACAGGGAAUCGCGCAACCUGACCUCCUCUCUCUCGUUCAAUUAGAUCGACCCUCAAACAUGAAGAGAAUUAGCAGUGUAUGGUUGGCGACCGCGGACUUCUGCAAGAAUCUAGGCUUGCUUUUAAUUGGGGCAACGGCGCUUCAUGUUCUGGUCGCAUUGGGCUCGAAGAGUGCUUUUGACGACUUCUUGAAGAAGGAUAAUGUACAAGUGGACGGUAGAGAUAUUACUGGGAAUACACCCUUACUUCUGGCAAUCACAUAUGGUCAGCAGGAUAUGGCACUUGCGCUGCUGAAUCGGUCGAUCGAGUGGCGGCUUCGACAAAACGAAGGCUUUGAGAAGAGCAUUAACGGUGCCAGAGCCAGAGUACUGGAAAAGUAUUACCUUGUGGACAGUAAUGCCAAGAAUAAAUUGGGUGAAACGCCCCUGACUGCUGCAAUAACACUCAAUGCCGAAGAGGUGAUCUACAAAUUGCUUGAGGCAGGGGCUGAACAUGGUGACGAGGAUACGCUGUUGGCUUCACAAAAUGGGCUAACAGAUCUUGUCAAUCUUUUUCUUUCGCGCGGCGCGUCAGCAACUUUUCGGAAUAUAUAUGGAGAGUUUCCAUUAUAUGUUGCUGUGGAAAAUGGCCAUAGGGAAGUCGUUGAAAUCUUGCUCCGGAAGGAGCCUGCCGCAGUUGAGAUGGAAGGGAGAUUCGGUCGGCGAGUCCUAGUCAUGGCAAUAGAUUAUGAUGAGAUAGAGAUCGCCAUGCUCCUUAUUCAACAAGGGAGUUUUCAACCGUCGAGUCCAACGCUGCUGAACGGCCUCUCUAGGGCACUUGAGAAGGACAUGCCGGAUUUGGUGGAUAUUAUCCUACGGAAGAGCUUGGUAGACAUCGACUUCGGCUCAAACCUGACAUCACUUUCCUUUGCAGCAGAAAACGGAUGUGAAGCAGUUGUCAAGAUAUUCCUUAGGGCAGGCGCAGACCCAGAGUCAAAGGGUAGCCUGCGUUGGACACCACUCUUUUUGGCAGCAGAGAAAGGGCAUGAAGCAGCGGUUAAGCUACUCCUUGAAGCAGGAGCCAACCUAGAGGCUAAGGGUAGCGGGAAUCAGACACCACUAUCAUGCGCAGCAUGGAAUGGGCGUGAAGCAGUGGUUAAGCUACUGCUCGAGGCAGGCGCCAACCUUGAGUCAAAAGAUAUCUAUAAUCGGACGCCACUGUUAUUGGCAGCAGGGAGUGGGCAUGAGGCAGUGGUUAAACUACUUCUUCAAGCAGGCGCCAAGCUAGAGUCAAAGGGUGGCUUAGAUCAUACACCGCUGUCACGCGCAGCAUGGAAUGGCCACAAAGCAGUGGUUAAACUACUCCUUGAGGCAGGCGCCAACCUAGAGUCAAAGGAUAUCCAUAGUCGGACGCCACUGUUACUGGCAGCGGAAAGGCACAAAGGAGUGGUUCAGCUACUACUUAAGGCAGGCGCUAACCCCAAGUUUAUGGAUAGGUCUAGUCUGGCGGUGUCAUGGGGCAGAAGUGAAGAGAGAUGGGACAGCUGUGAAGGGGCACGGAGCAGCGAAUAA
Molecule: messenger RNA, 3384 nt
Organism: Aspergillus udagawae
Lineage: Eukaryota; Fungi; Ascomycota; Eurotiomycetes; Eurotiales; Aspergillaceae
Product: ankyrin repeat domain-containing protein
Exons: 4
Coding region: 1-3384 (1127 amino acids)
Molecular function (GO): protein binding
Source: RefSeq, a predicted model, not a curated record